Molecule: messenger RNA, 4200 nt
Organism: Hermetia illucens (black soldier fly)
Lineage: Eukaryota; Metazoa; Arthropoda; Insecta; Diptera; Stratiomyidae
Gene: Ssdp
Product: single-stranded DNA-binding protein 3
Exons: 16
Coding region: 474-1817 (447 amino acids)
Biological process (GO): positive regulation of transcription by RNA polymerase II
Cellular component (GO): nucleus
Molecular function (GO): single-stranded DNA binding; protein binding
Source: RefSeq, a predicted model, not a curated record
GAUAGUUGCUUUCAUCGCGCUCUUGAGUGGAAUCGAGUGGCUGCAACGAACUCAUGUCCAAAAUGAUGUUGAAAGCAAUUAUUCCUUCCCAGUCGGAACAGAAACUCAUACAGAUAAGCGUUAUACUGCAGUUAUGAUCACUCACUACUUUUCUGAUCCAAGUGUAGUAACUUUAGAUACAUUCCCUUUUACGUAUGGAUUGGGAGAGUUUAGAACGGGACAAAAAUAGAACGCUGUUUUGAAAAAUCGAAUUACAUUCGUACACAGAAUCACAGAGAAAAAGGCGGCCCAGAUACAACUAUCAAAAAUCGAGGUUAAACAAGUGAAGUGAAUAUAGACAUGAUUUACAAGAAACUUUCAUCAUUAUGAAGUGAUUUGUGUUACAAUUGAUUAUUUAAGUAGAAAAAAGUGUAAAAGUAGACAUAAUCAGUUCGGUUGUAAUAGUCUCACGACAUCUAAUUCCAAGCAAACAUAUGAUGUAUGGAAAAUCUAAAAACUCAACAGUGCCAUCUGAUGCACAGGCUAGAGAAAAGCUCGCACUUUACGUUUACGAAUACUUGCUACAUGUUGGCGCCCAAAAAGCUGCACAGACGUUUCUUUCUGAGAUACGAUGGGAAAAAAAUAUCACCUUAGGUGAACCGCCCGGCUUUUUACACACAUGGUGGUGUGUUUUUUGGGACCUUUAUUGUGCUGCACCAGAACGUCGUGACCAAUGUGAUCACUCUUCAGAGGCAAAGGCAUUCCAUGAUUAUGGUUUCGUGAGUUCAGGAUAUGGUGUUAAUGGAAUUGGAGCGCAUAACGCUGGACCUGCACCUAGUCCACUGGGACAAAUGCCGCCAAAUGAAGGAAUGCCAGGCGGACCAAUGGCACCAAAUUUUUUUCCUAAUUCAAAUAUGCAGCCAUCGCCGCCCAAUCAUCCAUCUAGUCAGCCGCCCUUACAUCCUCAACCUUCGUCUGCGCAAAUAAUCUCAGGACAGCCGUUUAUGGGCGCGCCUAGGUAUCCAUCAGGUCCGAGGCCGAACGUUAGGAUGCAAGGAAUUGGAAAUGAUUUUAAUGGACCUCCAGGACAGCCGAUGAUGCCAAGCAGUAUGGAUCCUACAAGGCAAGGUGAAGUUGGGGAUUUUGUAGCAUGGCAAGGUGGGCCACCCGGUAUGGGUCCGAUGAAUCCCCGAAUGAAUCCGCCGCGGGGACCAAGUAUGGGUCCAAUGGGACCAGGAUCAUAUGGUCCUAGUAUGAGAGGUCCACCACCAAACAGUAGCUUAGGAGGAGGAGGACCAGGUAUGCCACCAGGAAUGGGAAUGGCUGGAGGCCGACCUCAAUGGCAACCUAACACUUCAACGCCAAUGAAUUAUUCGUCGUCAUCGCCAGGGAACUAUGGUGGUCCUCCAGGCUCUAGUGGGCCGCCAGGACCUGGCACUCCCAUCAUGCCAUCCCCACAAGAUUCAUCAAAUUCGGGAGGAGAAAAUAUGUACACGUUAAUGAAACCUGUAUCCAGCGGGAAUAUGGGCGGUGAGUUCCCAAUGGGCGGUGGGCCAGAAAGUGGUCCAAUGGGUCCCAUGGGGCCAAAUACAAUGGGACCUGUACUUAACGGUGAUGGUUUAGAUGGUAUGAAAAAUUCACCAGCGAAUGGUGGCCCGGGUACACCGCGGGAGGAUUCUGGAAGUGGAAUGGGAGAUUAUAAUUUAAGUGGAUUUGGUGGGCCUGGUGAAAACGACCAAACUGAGUCGGCAGCUAUCCUCAAAAUUAAGGAAAGCAUGCAGGAAGAGGCGAAACGUUUCGAGAAAGAUUCUGAUCAUCCUGAAUACUUUAUACAAUAACAUCUCCCCUUUCCAAAGGCUUAAUUAAUAUUUAUAUGAAUAAUUAGUAACUUAUAAUUUAACAUAAACACGUUAAAUUAGCGACAAGGGCAACAAUUCCAUGCGCGAUUCUUUAUACAAAGUCUAUAUUUAUAAUAUAAUUGUUACAUAACCUAAACAUGUUAAAACAGACAAAUGUAGCAGUAAAUAGCCAAACAACCAAGUAUUCAUAUAUGCAUGUAAAAUAAUUUCAUGUUUAAAUGUAAAGUUAGACUGUGUAAUUUUAUAGAAAGCUACAGCUGUCUUUCCAGCUUUACUUUAAGUUCCGGUUUUUUUUAAUAUAUCAACUGAAAACAAGGCAGUGCUCCCAAUAUAACCAAAAAACUUAUAUUUGUUUGUGAGAUGUUUUAAGAGCAUUUGGCUGAUUUAUAGAUGUUUCUAUGUUAAAUAAGGAUAAGGUCCGAUCAAAUAAUGAACUAGCGUAUGUAGAUGAGACAUUAGGGCUUUCAUGCAUGCAUCAACUGAGGGUGAUGGAUUGCGGCUAUAUUUGCAUAACUUAGUUUGAAGAAUAUCUUCUUCAUAUUCUCACGAAUUCCGCGGUUCGCCGUUUUUAUUGACUUCAUUUCAAUUACUUGAUAAAUUCAACGAAACUAAGAAUUACUGUCUAAUUAAAUUCGGAAAACGUUCUUGAAACCAAAGAACUUUUUAUCCUGCACGAUAAGUGCCACUUUCAAAAAAUUUGGUUUCGAUUUCGCUAACUUGGGAUCAAUAAUACUAAUACUUUUCAGCGGCAAGCCAUGAAACCACCCAUAUCCACAUCUUAUUUUCACAAAAACAUGGACGGUGAUUGUUGUAAUAAAAACCUUAAAAAGCGUUUUGGUUAAACAUUUUUCAGGAUACGAAUAAGAAACUAUAUUUGAGUUAGGUAUCGGAUUUUGACUAUCCAAACAGUAGGCGACCUAAUGUAUUUUUCUUUCAUGUGGUGAGGCUAACUUACUGCUUGUGUGCCUUUUCAGAAAUAUUGUAACUGCUGCAGCCAAUGUUUACUCCGGUAUCACAUUUUUCUAAAGAUUUGAGAAGAAAAUGAUUCAAAUUCUAGUUAACUUGCUUGCCCCUUGAAUUUUCUCUCAAAAUUAUAUCUAGCCCACACUCUCGACUCCAUAUUUAGGCAACUGUUUUGGUUCUUUGUUGCUUCUUUACCUUUAACUAUCGCUAGAGGGGAAGUUCUCCUCAAAUUAGUCUAGAAACUGGUAUAGCAUAUAGUUCUGAGGUUCCGAUAAAAUAUAAUCUCUUUUUAUUUUCUAAACAAAUCAUCUCUAAAUUUAAAAUUUUUUCUUUAUUUUUCAGUUGUGGAAAUAAUGAGCAUUAUUAUUUUAUACCUACUUAAAUCUAGAAAGUGUGAUAAACUUCAUUAAAAGUUUUUUGCUUCUUAUAUUGAUUUGAUAAAAUGAAAUCAAAAUAAUGAUGGUCCCGUUUAAUAUAUAAGUUCAAUAAAGUUGACCAAAAGACCGUGAAAACAAACCUCUUAUUACCGGUGAUAGAUUGGAAACAAUUUAACAUUUAAUAAGCAAUUCACUGAAUUUAUGUAAAUGAUUUUGUGUGUGAUUGUAGUAAGCAAUAGUAAAGAAGAACACUGAACGAAGCAGAUUCUUGACUUUGACUUUAUAAGGAAACGAAAACUGUAUGAGAUUCGAUUUAGAAGUGAAAUGCUGAAAAUUGUCUUAAUUUUACAAUCUAUUAUUCAGAUUACAGUCUAUUUUAUAUGCUAGCUACAUAUUAUUGCUUGUAAGAAAGAAAACGCAAACUCCAUCUGUUAUGUUAUCCAUUCAUCAUGUUAUUUUUAAUAUUUGACAAUGUCUCUAGUAUGACUGUGUCUAAGGCACAUUUCCACAGCUACUUGCAGAAUAGUAUUUGAUGCGUUUGUCACAAUAAAAUUUCUACCCUCGAAAUAACAAUCUUUAUCGAAUAUAUUCUUAUACUGUUGUUGUUGGAGACCUCAAUUGAAAAGAUGUUUGCUUUAAACGAAUGUUAAUUUCUUUGGGAAGACAUGAGUUUCUUUUAUAUAUAAAACGCAUGAUAUGUACAGUAAGGGAACUGUGAAAAAAUGUAAAAUUCAGAUGUAUUUGUAUUAGUAAUGUAUUCAUAUAUUUAAUUGAAGGUUGUAUGAAUUAAUGAACAAUGGCAAAUGCGAUUUAUAGUUUUAUAGCAUGUACAUAAGUAUUUAAUAAAUUAUUAUAUAAUGAGAUACAGCGGCAUAAAAUUUUAACGAAAUGAAUGAGUUUCAUGAAGCAUAUAUUUAGAAUUUCGCGAAAAUUCAUACUUUCUCAUAAGAUUUGGAAAAUAUUUUCUAAGUGUUUUGUAUAAGAAACAUUCCAUGUGUAAAUAAAACGAGUACUUAUCGAUG